UGUGAGGCCAACAAUUUACCAGAAGAACCACCGUGUCGCCAGAGAUAGCUGAUUGCGAUAUAAUUUGUAAUACAAUUCCACAAGAUGAAAUGUUGACGUGUACUCAUGCUAAGUACUGCUCGAGCCCAAGUUCUGGCCAGCCUGAACAAACACCCCAUCGACGAACGAAAACCUUAUUCAGUAACAUCAGAAGGUGUCGCUGACGUGAUUUUUACUCAGGGGGUCGUUGACAGGAAGCAGUGUACUCCCCCUUUAACAAGCGCACGCAAGUGAAGACAUCUUGAAGACGCAGAGGGUUAAUUCCGAGCCCCCACCACCACCACCCACAUCUCCAAUUUGAAAGCCGCCUCUCUACCGGGAGAGGAAAGCUCUUUUUCGGUCAGAUGGCGCGCUGCAGUCCACCCCCGUCAUUCUCCAGCCCACACAGACACACGGAGAGAGAAAGAGAGGCAGCCAGCGACCAAUACGCUACGCCGGAGGAGGAUUUCUGCCAGUGAUUUCAGACGAGCCACGGGUAGGCUGAGGGGAUUUACUACGCCAAUCUGACGCUAUUGCUUCAAGAGACUUCUGAGCACCCCUCACCCUGCGUCUUAACCUGGAGAAGCGUGCCAUGUCUCUGCCACGCACACUUGGGGAGCUGCAGCUCUAUCGGGUGCUGCAAAGGGCCAACCUGCUGGCCUACUACGAAACCUUCAUCCAGCAGGGCGGCGACGAUGUGCAGCAGCUAUGCGAGGCGGCGGAGGACGAGUUCCUUGAGAUCAUGGCCCUGGUCGGCAUGGCCACCAAGCCACUGCAUGUACGCAGGCUGCAGAAGGCCCUCCGAGAUUGGGCGGCGAAUCCCGCCCUUUUCAACCAGCCAGUCGCCGGCCUGCCUGCCCUCGGGGGGAUCCCGCUGUUUAAAGUGGACAGCACGGGUCCGAGCGGUUCUGCGGGUGGACCGAGGAAGUCUUUGAUCAACGGGCAGCCGGGGUCGCCCCCCGAGCGGGAGGAUCGGGCGUGUCUUACUCCCAUGCACAGUGGAAGCCCACGGAGCCCUUGCUCUCAGGCCUCCCCCCAGCCUCCAGAGUCACACUACCGAGAAAAACUGUCCCCCAUGGACCCACACUGGCUGACCCCAGAGCCCGAUGGGAACGGCUCCUUUGCCUCUGCGCCAGGAAUCGAAGAGGAUCCGCCCAGCCCACCGCAUCUACAUGUUGCCCCCCCUGGUCUCUCCACAUCUCCAAGCUCCUCUUCUGCCCCCACCCCUCUGUCGGCUUGGCCCGGAGGACAACUGGACGGGGAGACCAGCCGUGCCGUGGCAGAAAGCGUGGAGAGGCUACUAAGGACUCUCCCUCGCUCCGAUCCGACAGAGGUGAAGAGUCUCCUGAGGAUAAACAAAAAAAUAGCAAAGACGGUGGGACACAUCUUCAGCAUGGGCUCACAGGACGUGAAGAAGGAGGAGGAGAUCCGCAAGUACAGUCUCAUCUACGGACGCUUCGACUCCAAGCGCAGAGAAGGCAAGCUACUCACGCAACAUGAGCUGAUCAUCAACGAGGCUGCCGCCCAGUUCUGUAUGCGUGACAACGCCCUUUUACUCAGGAGGGUGGAACUCUUCUCUUUGGCUCGGCAGGUGGCAAGAAAAUGUGCCUACACUUCCACUCUCAAGCACGCGAGGUCAAACGUGGAGGAGAACAAUGCGUCGUCCCAGAAGAGAGCAAGGCUCGAAGUGACCGUGCCUGAGAGCACUUCGUCACUCCUCGGAAUGGACGGCGCUGAGGCCUUAAACCUGAGAACCGAUGAAGACAGCUUGUCUGUAGAAAGUCCAGACAGCGUUUCACAUGACUUGGGGUCACAGUGCACCCAGUCACCAUCGUCGUGCCCCCCCACCGACAGCUCCAACCACACCCCCUGGAGUCGCCAUCUCAUGCAACAAACGCUCAUGGACGAAGGGCUGCGAUUGGCUCGCAUGGUGUCACACGACCGGGCGGCCAAGGUCAAAUUAGGGUCAGAUGGAACUCACUCCACAGAGCAUGGGAGUAAAGUUCCACAGCGAAGCUCGAUCACAGUGUGCCGGAGCAUCAGCCCAAACGUCUCCAAAGAAAACACCAAUCACAGAGGGAAAUGAAAAAAAAAAGAAACAAUAAUAAUACUUCAAUCCAUACGGCAAAGGACUUGGGCUCCGGACACCACUGACAUCCAAAAGAGCAUCCAGUGGCGAUAACAUCAUCAUCAACAACUUCAUAAAUGAUGACAUUAUAAACUCGCAGUGAACUGUAUGGACAUGUUGAUGGACAUUUUGUUAUUAAAAGCAUUCAUUCUCCA
Molecule: messenger RNA, 2301 nt
Organism: Syngnathoides biaculeatus (alligator pipefish)
Lineage: Eukaryota; Metazoa; Chordata; Actinopteri; Syngnathiformes; Syngnathidae
Gene: nab2
Product: NGFI-A binding protein 2 (EGR1 binding protein 2)
Exons: 8
Coding region: 611-2104 (497 amino acids)
Biological process (GO): negative regulation of DNA-templated transcription
Cellular component (GO): nucleus
Molecular function (GO): transcription factor binding; transcription coregulator activity
Source: RefSeq, a predicted model, not a curated record